AAACUGUCCGUCAGCCACUGUGAUGAAAUGUCAAAAUAUAAUCAAAAUAAAAAUAAAAUAAACCUGCUGCUGCUUAAAUUCGUAUCAUAUUUUUGCCUAAAAAGAAUAUAAUAAAGAAAAAAGAACAUUUGUUGUUAAAUUGUUUUAUUUAUACAUUUAAAGAUCAUAAAUUUUGUGCUAAAACUAAUGAAAUAUUACCGUAAGAAGAAGCAGCAGCAGCAGACAGCCGUUUAAUGUUUCUUGUGGCCAAGUUUUGUGUAAAUAAAUCGGUGCACGGAGUUUACGGAAAACGCGGAAUAAUAACUAUUUAAAAAUAGAAGAAAGUUCGGUAACGGGGAUACAAAUAAAGAUAUCAGUGAAAGUGUUUUUAGUGUGUUAAAAGCAAAAUACAUAAAAAGAGUUCCUCAAUUUGGAUUGAGGUAGCUUUAGCAGUUUGCAGAAUCUUCACAAUUAUUCAUUUUUUACCAUGGCCAAUGAGGAUCAGGAGUGGCGUCAGUCAUUGUUACAAUGUUUGCGGGAACGUAAUCGUAGAGAAGUGGUUCCCUUUAAAGAAAUCAUACAACAGAACAACCGCUUGAUGGACAAUGUGGCCCAAUUAAAAUCUGAUAAUUUAAAAAUUUCGGUGGAAAAUGAACAAUUACGCACCGCCAUCUCAACAGGUGGCGGCAUGGGUGGUAAAGAUAGUACUGCCGCUCAAUUGGCUAUUGCCGCCCUGGAAAAGAAACUCUUGGCCCAACAGGAAGAGCUAACAGAAUUGCAUAAACGCAAAGGAGAAAAUUCUCAAUUAAUUGUAGAUCUUAAUAUAAAAAUGGAAAAGCAACAACAAAUAAUAGCCGAAAAAGAACACAGUCUUGCUGACCAACAAACUGCCAAUAAUUCCUUAAAAGCUGAAGUUCAAAUGCUUAAAACCAGUUUAGAAGAAUUGAAAAAUCUUAAUACAACAUUAAGAGAUGAAUAUACCGCACUGCAGUUGGCAUUUAGUGCACUCGAAGAUAAAUUAAGAGGGGUACAGGACGAAAAUCGUUGCCUAUUGGAACGUUUGAUGCGUUAUAAAUCGAAGGAUGCUGAUAAAUUGAAUGAGGAAAACGAAAGCUUUUUAAGAAAAAGACUGCCGUCAAUUUUCAGAAAACGUUCGGAUAAACUAAAACGAGAUCUUGAAGACGCUGUCCGUGAACCGAAUUCACCCUUUACACAUCAUCAUCGCAACUCCUCGAGUCCCUCGUUUCAGGGUGCGGGUGGUGGUGAUCCGUACGACGACGACGAUCGUGAUACCAGUAGUGGUGAUCAUUGUGUAGAAGCUGGCAGUGAUGCUGAUAUGUAUGGUACACAUAAUGAUCAGUUUGGUGGUGUGAGUGGUGGCAAUAUUGGCGGUUAUGGUUAUUACAAAAGUGCCUGUCCCACUAACAUCUAUAUGAAAUUUGAAGCUCAUGAAACGGAAUCACAUGCGGUACGUUGGAGUCCUAUUGAACGUGUCAUAGCAACGGGUGGUGCUGAUCGCAAGGUUAAAUUGUGGGAUGUGGGGAAGGGUUCAUCGGAACCUCGUGCCGUUUUGGGCGGCAGUAGUGCUGGUAUAAAUUCCGUUGAUUUUGAUUCCACUGGUACCUAUAUAAUAGGCACCUCUAAUGAUUAUGGCGCUCGUAUUUGGACUACAGGAGAUAAUAGAUUAAGGCACACUCUAACCGGUCAUAGUGGCAAAGUAAUGGCAGCAAAAUAUGUUCAAGAACCGGUAAAAGUUGUUACCGGCAGUCAUGAUAGAACUUUAAAAAUUUGGGACUUACGUAGUAUAGCAUGUAUAGAGACAAAAUUUGCCGGUUCAAGUUGUAAUGAUCUCGUUACCACCGAUAGUUUAGGCUCAACAAUUAUAAGUGGUCACUACGAUAAGAAAAUACGUUUUUGGGAUAUACGUACGGAAAAACAGGCCGAUGAUGUCUUAAUGAAUGCUAAAAUUACCUCAUUGGAUUUGUCGAAAGAUUGCAAUUACCUCAUAUGUUCAACACGUGAUGAUACUAUAAAACUUUUAGAUUUACGCAAAAAUCAAAUUAUUUCCACAUUUUCCGAUGAACACUUUAAACUUAGCUGUGAUUGGGCUCGUGCCUCUUUUAAUAUGAAUGCCACUAAAAUAGCAUGUGGCUCAGCUGAUGGUGCCAUAUACAUUUGGAAUAUUACUGGCCAAUUAGAGGCGGAAUUAAAAGGACAUGCUUCUGGUUCUGGAUUUUUUCACAGCUCGGCGGUUAAUGCAGUUAGUUGGAGUCCCAAUUUUAAUGCUAUCGCAUCAGUGGGUAAAGGUAAAAAAUGUCUCAUCUAUACGGAAUCGUAGCUGAAAUUAAAGAAACUAAGAAAUUUUAUAUAACACGUUACAAAUUAUUAAACAAAUUAAAUACUUAUGUAUGUAAUAAUGUUGAAAAAUAUAAUAAAAUAAUAAUAAUAGAAAUUUAACUAUUAUAUUACGCAAAAGAGAAACAGAAGCGAACGUGUGCAACUGAAGAAAAUUAUGUAAACGUUAAAAGAAAACUAAAAUUCUUCUAAAGAAAUUGAAUUUUAAUUUAAGAAUAUUUUUGUAUUAAACGAAUUCUUUAAAAAAGGAAUUAAAAAAAAAGAAAACUUAAAAUUUUUUGUCGAAAUUUUAAUUAUGUAAUUUAAGUCUGUUUAUAAUUAUAAUUUAUAAAUUAUUAUAAACUAAUAAGCUAAAUAACCAAUUCGGUCAAAAUCAUGUAUUCUUUUCAGUUAAGACGAAUUUAAAAUUUCUUUAUAAUACUAUUAUUAUAAUUUUUUUUAUAUAUACAAGUCUUCAAAGUCUUCUAUUUUAAAAAUUAAACAUCACUGUAAAUUUUUUAUGAAAAAACCUAAAAUAA
Molecule: messenger RNA, 2852 nt
Organism: Lucilia cuprina (Australian sheep blowfly)
Lineage: Eukaryota; Metazoa; Arthropoda; Insecta; Diptera; Calliphoridae
Gene: Atg16
Product: autophagy-related protein 16
Exons: 10
Coding region: 467-2317 (616 amino acids)
Biological process (GO): autophagosome assembly
Cellular component (GO): autophagosome membrane
Molecular function (GO): protein binding
Source: RefSeq, a predicted model, not a curated record